CUCUGAAUAGAGAGUGUAUCAUCUUGAUGUUCGGGGACGGAAGGUUUGAUUUUGAGCUAGAGACGGAUUAUCUGUACAGAUUGGAAACAGUGAAAUAAUUAUACACUGUAUCUGUUUUUAGAGCCAGAAUUGGAGCUGGUAGUUCAUUGAAAACCUCUCUCCACAAACCAGUGCACGGAAUUAUGUUGGACAUAUUAUGGUAAUGAAUUAUGACUUGAUGAAAUGGAUUUAUAUAGCUGGCGUUCAGUUGUAAAUAAUGUGACUAUAAUUCUGGACAGAUUAUAAAACCUUUUCAAUUUCCCAGGAAUAAAACGGACAUACAGCCUGGUAUCUCUAUGGUUAAUAUCUAUAAAUCUCACGCGAAAUGUUGAUCUUUAACUAUUCCCCUUAUCUGAAUAAUCAACAUGGCUGCGAAAUCAACUUCCUUAUGUAAAGUUCAGAUUGCAGUACGAGCCAAAGGUCAGACCACUUGUAUCUACCACUACGGGAAACAACUACAAUUCUACUGCAAACGCUGUGAGGAUGUUAUUUGUAGUAAAUGUUUGUCUACGGUUCACGAUGCUCAUUCCGUUUGUGAACUCGGUGAAAUAAUUAUCAAAAGGAAGCGAGACAUUCAAAAAUUCAUUGAAAGAAGUGAGAAACACGAUCUUAGACAAAUUCAUGAAAAUAGUACAUCUACAGAGCAUCACCUCAAGGAAAAUACCAACACGUUUGACAAGCUCGCAGCGAAGUUGAAAAGACAAACCGACAAAUUAAAAGAAGAUCUAGAUUCUAUUUCAACACAGACGCUUUCUAGAUACCGUCAAAUAGAGGAGGAUAACGCCAAACUCAUAGAAACCUACAAACAGGACCUGGAAGUCUACGACAAAAAGCUAAAGCAACAAUUACAAGAAUGCAAAACUGUACUUCAACAAGGGACUGAUAUGCAGAUAUAUGACUGUGAGUAUGACGCUGAAUGCGAUGUCCCAUCGACUGUUAAACCUACACUGACUGCUGCAAGCUUCACCCCGAACGAAUAUCCUCUGACAUAUCUGGAACAAGCAUUGGGUACUACGGUCACUUCCGGUCAGGGUCAGACGUCAUGUGAACAGGAUCUCUCGGAAGAGUCAUCAGAUACGGAGGGAGAAUUGGAUGAAAGCUAUAAUGUAUUGUCCGGUAAACAACUUCAAUCAGAACAGCCACCACGAACCGAAGUGAUGGAGGAGUUUAGGUCCCGGUGCUGUAUAACGUCUGUAUGUCCCACUAAGGAUGGUCAGGUGUGGACCUCUUACAACAACUCGUGGACUUUACAUCUCCUGAACAGGACAGGUCGAGUCACUCGGAAGAUAAACCAUGGAAACUAUAUCCGCGACAUCAGUGUAUCACCUACAACAGAUGCACUGUGGACAUGUCAUUGCUAUGACAACAGUGUCAGGCAGCUGUCUUCAGGAAAGUUGGUCCGUGCAUUCAACACGAAAUAUGAACCCCUGUGUAUUUGCGUUACUUCUAGUAACCAUGUCAUUGUUGGGAUGGCUAACUCUCUUUCUAAAUUCACCACAGAUGGUAAAAUUGUUCUCACCGCCAUGGCUAGAAGAGAAAGGAAACCUUUAGUAAGUAGGCCCCAUAGGAUAGCCGAAUGUCCUGUCACACUCAAGAUCGCAGUCAUUGAUCGCGCUAAUAAAUAUCAGAAGGAGGAAGAUGAGAAGAAGGAAGGACAUAUUGUUGUCAUGGAUACGGAUUUCAAUGAACAUUUCCGGUACCAUGGAGAGAUACUUGGUACAUGUACGUCUCCGACAGAGCAUAAUGUAUUUAAUCCCAUGGCUGUCGUAUUUGACAGACUGGGAAACCUUAUCAUUGCAGACCAGCACAACCGGAGACACCUGCUCCUCAGUGUACGCGGGGACAUCAAGGUGUUACAUACAGAUGCGUACAAACCCUGGGCGAUGUGUGUGGACAGGGACGACGUUCUGUGGACAGUACAUUACCUGGAUCAUGUCAAAUUACUGCGGUACUCUACUGAGAAAUAACGCGACAAGGUGUGGCAUACGACAUAACCAGACAAGUAGAUCGACAUAAUGAGAUUAUCUAACUCGUGUAUGUCGUUAUUGACGUCUUGUCGCAAUAUAAUGCUACUCCUGAAAUCGACAUAGCUAGAAAGCAGUGUGACCACUGUUCGGAAGACGUUCAUCAACGCACUAGAAAUACUAAAGGCAGCCACGUGUCUUUUCUUCUGGUACUUAUGCAGACUGCACGCUUCCAUUCGGGUCGACAAGAGUGACUAAUAUCCCCUUAACUUCCGAUUGGAUUUAACAGUAGCACAGUUGGGCCAGGACACUUGAACAGGUAGCCCAAUCCCCGUUUGGCCUCAUUGAAUUUUUACACUCAAAACAAUGUUGUUGAUUUAUACUUUGUUUAUUUUAUUUCUAUUUCUCAUAAAAGUCCUGCAGUGUGUGGUUUCUUUUCGAAAAUGAUUUAAAUCAAAGCGCUUUAGUAAAGCCGGAAACACUGUUUCUAGUCUCAGGUCUCACGUUUACCAGUGUAAAGAUAAAAGCUGUUUUGGCUGGGUGACUCUUGAGGGUCCCUCUGGCUUGUUGCUGCCUCGUGUUUUCUGAAGCGAUUAGCUUCAGAAUACAGGUCGCGUGACUUAAAUUUAGAAAUAAAUGUAGCGUUAUUGCGCCGAAAUACACAGGGACCUGAUAAUUUGUUUCAGCUAUAUUUGGACCUAAACUCAGGUGUUCAGAGUAUUUGUAUAUGUUUGAGAGGUUUAGAUCGUUUUUCGGUAAAAGUGCCUUCCCCAAUGAUAAUAAACAUGUAUACGAGAAGCCAUAAAGUAAUAAAAGAAUUUGAAUUUGAAUGUGCAUAAAUGACAUUUAUCUUUGUACAUGUAUUAAAGGAUUAAACAAGUA
Molecule: messenger RNA, 2885 nt
Organism: Mizuhopecten yessoensis (Yesso scallop)
Lineage: Eukaryota; Metazoa; Mollusca; Bivalvia; Pectinida; Pectinidae
Exons: 1
Coding region: 405-2006 (533 amino acids)
Molecular function (GO): zinc ion binding
Source: RefSeq, a predicted model, not a curated record